Recurvomyces mirabilis is the source of this 759-nucleotide messenger RNA. RefSeq lists its product as uncharacterized. The record is from RefSeq and is a predicted model, not a curated record. NCBI's taxonomy places the organism in Eukaryota, Fungi, Ascomycota, Dothideomycetes, Mycosphaerellales, Teratosphaeriaceae. The coding region runs from base 1 to 759 and encodes 252 amino acids. The transcript is spliced from 2 exons.
AUGGCUUCUUCGCCUGAUGCGGCUGUUAUCGAUCUUGCCACCAAGCCCAAGGACCAUCUCACAGCACUCCCAUCAGAGCUACUGCACCUCGUCUUUGAUUAUGUUUUCCCAACACAUAUAGAGGACAUCGCCUUCCUCCAGGAAGAUGUACUGGUACGGCUGAAGAAGACCCCACAUGAUCUCGAGAAGCUCGCCAUGACCUGUCAUUCCCUUCGCGACGAACUCGAUGCAUGGGCAAGACAUUGGGUCAUCUCUCAUGCCGAGAUAGCUCGCUACAAGCCACUGAAGAAUCAAAAGAAAGAAUCGAGCCGUCUUAUGCUGCGUGCAAAACACUGCAUCUUCUGUGGCAAAUACUGCUCUCGCUCCGCGAUCCUCUCAAAUGGCUUCCGCUGCUGCACGAAAUGCGAUCUGAAGCACUGGCCUGACAAGAUUACAAAGACGCAAGCCAAGGAAGAGUUUAAUCUACGCGACCAUCAGCUCCUGCCACAGCAGCACAGUCCAGUCCUGGUCAAGCACGGCGCGAAUAAGUUUCCCCGGCUUCGCUAUGGUACAUGCAUGACUUCAAACAUCCGUACGACGAUGUUUUUGCGUGAGGACGUAAGGAGGCUGGCUGAAGCGAUCCAUGGUGAUGUAGAAGCACAUAUGGCCGCUCAGAGGCGUGCGGCUGAUGCUCGGAAGAGAAAGAUGGAGGCGAAUGCUGAGAAGAAACGGCAGAUGGACGUCGAGUGGAUGAGGCUCAUUGCUCAGUCGACCUACUAA